UUAUGAAAGUUAUGGAGAAGUAGAACUUGACAGUCUUUAUCUACAAGAUGGAGAUGGACGGCGGCAUUCCAGUGUUUGAUGGAGAAGGAUAUGAAAUAUGGAAAAAAAAGAUGAAAACAUUGUUUCUUUCUCUAGAAUUAUGGGAUCUUGUCCAACACGGAUACCAAGAAAAGGCAGGAGAGAAUAAUUUAGAGUGGCUGAGAGAGUUCGGAAAGAAAGACAACAAAGCUUUGUUCUUGAUCCAACAAGGAGUCUCCAAAAAUAUUUUUUCAGUUAUCAUGGAAGCAGAGAGUUCAAAAGAAGCUUGGGAUGCUAUUAGAAACAAAUUUGAUCAUCAUCAUUUUCAGAAACAACAAAUUGAGAUAGAGAUAGCGGAUAUAAAAAGAGGAAAUGAAAGGGAGAUCUUAACUAAAGAUCAAAUGGUGUCAAAAGUAACCGACAUAACACAGAAGAAAUGCAUCUUCAGGGUUCCAGAUGAAUUGCGUAAUGGAAACGAGGAAUUCUACGAGCCGAAGAUGGUCGCCAUCGGCCCAUACCACCGAGGAAAACCUUGCCUAACUUCCAUGGAGGGUCGCAAGAUGCUUUACCAGCAAGAAUUUCUCCAACGAACGGACAAAGAAAGCGUGGACAGCUUGGUCCAAGCCGUCAUGCAGCACGAACAUAGAGUAAGGAAAUGUUACGACAAGCCUCUAACGAACCUUAAUAGUGCUGAACUGGCCCAAAUAAUGGUGUUGGAUGGAUGUUUCUAUAUCGAGCUCUUUUGUAGGUACAGUCAGAGGAAGGUAGGUGACCUGAUCAAUGACUCAAUAAUUACUUCCAAAUUCAAGUUAAUUGCUUUGCAAAACGACAUGCUAUUAAUUGAGAACCAAAUUCCAUUUUUCAUCCUCGAAAUCUUGUUCGACAAGAUUUUUCCAACACCUCCUGAUAGUCUCAUCUUUAUUACCCUUCGUUUCUUUGGCAAAAAACUUAAGAGGUAUGGUCUUAUGAAUUACGCUUAUUGGAAGUUCUUACGUAUUGAUUUAAUAGAUACCAAAGACGUAAACCAUUUAUUGCACAUUACCCACAAGUUUGUAACAUACAAGUUUUCACCAGCUACUUCUCAACGAAAAACUCAAAUAAAUUCCUUUAUAAACCCGGCCACAAAGCUCCUAGAAGCCAAUGUUAAGUUGAAGACCAAUAGAUCGACAAGCAUGUUUGACAUAACUUUUAAGAAAGGAGAGUUAGAGAUACCAUCUUGGAAUAUAGAUAAUCAAUCUGAGCUUGAAUUCCGAAACUUAAUUGCUUUUGAGGUGUGUCAACAACUGCCCAAAGAGAGGUUCAUCAUUGAUUACGUGUUUUUCAUGGAUCAUCUCGUUGACUCAUCCGAUGACGUCAAUUUGCUUAUAAAUCGUGAAAUAUUUAUCAACCAAAUGAUAAAUGCCAACUCCGUAGAUACUAUGUUGGGAAAAUUAACGAGGAAAGUCGAACCUCCAAAUCCUUAUAAUUAUUAUAAAGUUACAGAAGAGUUGAAAAAGUAUUGUGAGCUCUCUUGGAACAAAUGGAUUGUAAACCUAAAGGAGAAACACUUCAAGAACCCGUGGACAAUCAUAUCUCUUAUUGCCGGUUUCGUGCUCCUUUGCUUGACUGCCAUACAAACUGUGUUCUCGAUUAAGAAAUAAGUCCCCAAGUAUUGUUUCUAACCUCCGUUAUUUUCAGUUUAAGGUUCAUUUGUUUGUAAUAUCAGUUUAAGGUUCAUUUACUUGUGAGUUAUUGUACCCAUUUGAUUAUUAAA
Impatiens glandulifera is the source of this 1771-nucleotide messenger RNA. RefSeq names its product UPF0481 protein At3g47200-like. NCBI's taxonomy places the organism in Eukaryota, Viridiplantae, Streptophyta, Magnoliopsida, Ericales, Balsaminaceae. The record is from RefSeq and is a predicted model, not a curated record. The coding region runs from base 48 to 1658 and encodes 536 amino acids. The transcript is spliced from 3 exons.